This is a messenger RNA of Drosophila biarmipes, 1215 nucleotides long. RefSeq lists its product as uncharacterized. The record is from RefSeq and is a predicted model, not a curated record. NCBI's taxonomy places the organism in Eukaryota, Metazoa, Arthropoda, Insecta, Diptera, Drosophilidae. The transcript has a single exon. The coding region runs from base 1 to 1215 and encodes 404 amino acids.
AUGGCCUUGUUCCGCUCGCUUCGCUUGAGCAACCGUUACAUCAGCCGGCACGUGCUCCUCCUGCUGCGCUUCUACCUGGCGCAGUUCUAUUACCUGGGACUGAUGCGACUGCGCUACGAACGGUCCCGGAACGAGAUGCGUUUGACCUGCUGGAGCGUCACCGUGUCCAGGAUGCUUGGCCUGUGGUGCGCCUUCUUCUUCACCCUGGCCCUGCUGGACCCCUACCCCCUGAUGCUGCACAUCCAGCUGAUGGGGUUCAUCUGCUGCCUGCUACUCCAGCCGAGGAGGGUCAUCGAGGAGCGGACGAGGCUGAUGAAUCAAAUCCUGCGACUUGCACCGCAACUCUACCGACAUUGCCGCAUGAAGGUGCACUUGUCCUGGUCCCUGGUCCUCCAGCUGCUGAUCAAGUUGCUGACCUUCCGGAUGUUCUACGAGAAUCUUCUGGGGCCCAGGGACACCAGCUGGAAGCUGCUCUUCAUUGUGUUCUUCGUGGUGCCCGUGUCACUGGCCAUUUGGGUAAUGGAUGUCACCUCGCAUCUGAUUGGCAUUGUGCUCGCCCUCCUGCUCAAAUCCUUCGAGCUAAUGAACAUCGAAAUGGCAGCCAUCGAUGAAAAGUUGUGUCUGGAGAUCCUACGGUCGGAUUUUGGAGCUAUACGGAGGCUGCAGAGACGCCAGAUCUUUCUGCAGCGGCUGCAACGAUCCUAUGUCCAGGUGACCCAGGAAACCAUCGACUGUCUGAGUCCCCAGUUGGUUUUGAUCCUCCUCUACAACCUGAGCACCAUAUACACCUUUUCGAGUGGAGAGUGGCGAAGGAUCCUCCAGAUGGGGGUGAUCGUCAACAAUCUAAGGUCGCUCUUGCACACCCUCGAUGAUCUGGUGGCCAUUACCAAAGCUCCGCAGAACACCUCCUGGCUGCACUUGGCGCGGCUACUUCAGUUCGAGGAGGUCCUGGCCACCCAUGGAUGGUUGGAACGUAAGGGAUUCAGAUGCAGGAUCCAGGAUACCGACAGUUUUGGCCAGGGCAUCAGGCGCUGUUGCCUCCAACGAAGUCCACUGGUCCUUGGCUUGGUUUCGCCCAACAGAAGACUCCUGUUCCGCAUCGCCUUCGCCUUCUGCACGCUUUUGCACCUUCACUACAUGCUGAUGAAGUCGGCCUUGGUGGUCGAGAAGGAAAUCUUUAUCAGUAGCGAAGUCAGCCUACGACCUAAGCAUUAG